Messenger RNA from Fomitopsis serialis, 1524 nucleotides. RefSeq names its product MFS general substrate transporter. NCBI's taxonomy places the organism in Eukaryota, Fungi, Basidiomycota, Agaricomycetes, Polyporales, Fomitopsidaceae. The transcript is spliced from 7 exons. The record is from RefSeq and is a predicted model, not a curated record. The coding region runs from base 1 to 1524 and encodes 507 amino acids. Gene Ontology annotation, molecular function: transmembrane transporter activity. Gene Ontology annotation, biological process: transmembrane transport.
AUGAUACUCUUUGCUUUGGUCAUCUCGUUCUUCAUGGUCGUGCUUGAAGGCGCAGCUGUGGGAAAUGCAUCACCCACCAUCGCGAGUGACCUUGAUAUCUCCCAAUUUGCAUGGAUUGGAACAGCGUAUGGCCUAUCAUCCACUGCCCUUCUGCCUUUGAGCGGUGGACUGGCCCAGAUCUUUGGUCGGCGGCCAGUAAUGCUCGUCUCCCUCGCUAUAUUCGCCGUAGGUGGCGCGCUUUCUGGCGCUUCCACAGGUUCAGCAACUCUGUUUACUGGUCGCACCGUCCAAGGGUUGGGUGGCGGAGGCGUACUGACAUUGAGCUCAAUCAUACUGUCGGAUAUCGUCGCGCUAAACGAGCGUGGGCUGUACAACGGCAUUCUUGGUCUGUCCGUGGCCUGGAGUGCGGCAUCCGGUGUGGGUCCCGUAAUUGGCGGAUCGUUUGCACAAAAUGGGCACUGGCGCUGGCUUUUCUACAUGAACAUACCCUUCGCGGGUCUUGCUGCUGUGCUGGUACUGUUCUUUGUUAAGCUCCCAACUCCGCCGGGAACUCUGAGGUCGAAGCUCGAGCAGAUAGACUGGAUCGGGAAUGCUCUCGUCAUGGGGAGCACGACAGCUAUUGUGAUCGGAAUGACUUGGGGCGGCGUUGAUUAUGCCUGGUCUUCUGCGCAAGUUUUAGUCCCACUCAUCGUAGGUGGGGUUGGAUUGGUACUAUUCUUAUUGUAUGAGGCCCUGUGGGCAAGAAAUCCGCUCAUUCCCUUGUCUCUUAUUCUCAACCGCACUAGUAUAAGCGGGUUGAUCCAGACCGGUCUCCUUUCUGUGCCUCUCACGGGGCUUAUGUAUUACCUCCCGGUGUACUACCAAGCCUGCAUGCUUGCCUCGCCCAUCCGCGCUGGCACGCUCGUCUUCGGCGUGGCAUUCACCGUCGCGCCUACCACGAUCGUCGCCGGAGCCAUGAUCACCGUCACAAAGCGCUACCGCCCGCCGAUCUGGUUCGGCUGGGUUCUGCUCCUCGCCGGCCAAGGCCUCCUCACCACCCUCACCGCGACGAGCUCGAAGGCAAUGUCCAUCGGGUUCCAGAUCCUCACCGGCAUCGGCAUCGGUGCCGUCUAUAGCUCGACGUACUUCCCCGUCCUCGCCCCGCUGCCCGUAGAGCAGAACGCACCCGCGCUCGCCCUCUACGUCUUCCUCCGGAGCUUCGCCCAGAUCUGGGGCGUCGCCAUCGGCGCGACUGUUCUCCAGAACCAGCUCUCCUCCCGGCUCCCUCAGGCGUUCCUCGCGACGCUGCCUAGCGGCGCGGGCGUUGCCUACUCCGCAAUCCCCGCGAUCCCUGCCCUCGCGUCGCCGCUGAGGGAGGAAGUGCAGGCUGCGUUUGCUGGGAGCCUGGACGUGCUAUGGCGCGUGCAGUGUGCGCUGUCUGCUGUCGGCGUGUUUGCGAGUUUGUGGAUGAAGGGCCUCCCGCUUCACACGGAAACGGAUAGGAAGUGGGACGUGACGGCGGCGGAGACAGAGAAUGAGAAGUAG